AUGGCACCUAACGCGAACAUCCCCAUCAUCGACAUCGCCGCGCCGGGCGUCGACAGAACGGCCAUCGCGAAGCAGCUGGUCGACGCCGCGGUAGAGCACGGCUUCAUUUACAUCCGCAACACCGGCAAGUACAUCAACCUCGGCGAUAUCGACGCUGCGUUUGACCUGUCGAAGAAGCUGUUCAAGGCCCCUGUGGAGGAGAAGGCGGCAUGCACCAUCCAGCAGAACAACCGCGGCUGGUCUGGCAUGCAUUCUGAGACACUGGAUCCGAAGAACCAGCGAGUUGGAGAUUACAAAGAAGCUUUCAACUUCGGCGAAUUCAAAGACGGCAAGGCCCAACAGCCCCUGCCCGCAACAAUCCAGCCCGACGAGCCCUUCCUCAACUCCUUCAGGGACCAGUGCCACGCCCUCUGCCUCGAACUCCUGCACCUCCUCGGCAUCGGCCUGGACGUCGACCCCCCGACCUUCUUCUCCGCCGCCCACCUCCGCGAGCGCGGCGAGUCCGGCACCAUCCUCCGCAUGCUAUACUACCCGCCCUCCUCCGCCGUCACCGCCUCCGCCGACCCGGACGACGUCCGCGCCGGCGCCCACUCCGACUACGGCUCCGUCACCCUCCUCUUCCGCCUCCGCGGCCAGGCCGGCCUCGAGAUCCUCACCCGCGACAACUCGUGGGCCCCCGUCCCCGUCACCCCGCCAGGCACCGAGGCCGACGAGCUCCCGCCCGUCCUCGUCAACAUCGGCGACCUGCUGUCGUACUGGACCAACGGCCUGUUCCGGAGCACCGUCCACCGUGUUGUUUUCGGUGGCGACGCUGCGCCGACUGGGGAGACGGACGCUGGGCCGCGCUACUCGAUGGCCUUCUUCUGCCACCCGGUUGGCUCCGUCGCGCUCGACCCCGUGCCGAGCGAGAGGGUGAAGGGGUUCGUGGCGCCCGAGGGCACGCCGAACGCGAACCCCUACGCGGAGAGGAAGGUCAUGACUGCGGAUGAGCACCUCUUCAUGAGGCUGAGGGAGAGUUAUAAGGGACUGUACAAGGAAGAGGAGGCAAAGGCAUAG
Molecule: messenger RNA, 1056 nt
Organism: Colletotrichum karsti
Lineage: Eukaryota; Fungi; Ascomycota; Sordariomycetes; Glomerellales; Glomerellaceae
Product: 2og-fe oxygenase
Exons: 4
Coding region: 1-1056 (351 amino acids)
Molecular function (GO): dioxygenase activity
Source: RefSeq, a predicted model, not a curated record